Messenger RNA from Ostrinia nubilalis (European corn borer), 1337 nucleotides. RefSeq lists its product as uncharacterized. NCBI's taxonomy places the organism in Eukaryota, Metazoa, Arthropoda, Insecta, Lepidoptera, Crambidae. The coding region runs from base 140 to 799 and encodes 219 amino acids. The record is from RefSeq and is a predicted model, not a curated record. The transcript is spliced from 4 exons.
CUGCGAGAUGACUUUGUAUUAGUUUGCGCAUAGAUCUUUGUUUUGGGUUCGCGAUUUUGUCGUGUAUGUUGUUUUUGAGGUCAAGGACUGACACGAGAAUUGGCUAGAUGUAAAAUAGGUCUGGAAAUUCAUUUUCAAAAUGUCUUUGAAGGCGUACGAAGAUGCUUGCACCAGGGCUGAGCUGUUCGGCCAGCCAAAGCCAGACAAAGAAGAUUUUUUGGAGAGAAACAAACAUUUGGAUGUGGUGGAAUUUGAGGAAGUGGAGAUCAACAAGACUGCAGAGAACACAGCAAUACUAGGCGAGAAUAUGAACCAAGCGAGCUCGGGUCUACACGAGCUGAACACUAUCUUAACUUCUACCCAAACCAAAUUGAAUAGACUCAAGGGAGUCUGCGGCAGCCUGACAAACUUCUUCCGAGUGAAGCUGACAGCUCGAGACAACCUGUCCUACUCUAGCGAACCGAGCUACAUCGGCCAAACGAACUACGACAAAGACUACAUCCCUCCCUCCCAGAAUUCCUCCAUAAACCAGGGUCUGGGCCCUGGAGACAACGAGAUGACGUCACGCCACAACGAUGGCGUCACUUCUCCAAAAAUCGGGGAUAUUAACUCUGCUUUGGACGAUUUGAAGACUAUGGAGCAGAAUGAAGAGACGGCUCUGCUGAGCAAAGGAGUCAAGGAUAUAGGUAAGCAAAUCACUUCGCAGACCAGCAAGUUGGAUGAGAUGUUAGCACACGCUGACCGAGCCCAGUCGUCCCUGGAUCGCCAAAACAAGCAGAUGCGAAAAUUUGUCCGAUAGGAUUUUGCUCAAAUGGCUUAGGCUUUUGGAUGUGAUUGCGCGUGGAAAUUUGACAAUAUUUAUGAUACUGAUUCAAAAUAGCUUUCAUGUGUGUAGGCAAAAACUUUUCAUAGAUUAUUAAUUUGUUUUUUUUUAAAUGAUGGAAUUGGGAAACUGAAUUUUUCGUGUCCUAUAAAAUUUUUGAUGGCCCAAACGAGUGGCCAGUAAAGGGGUUGGCUCGUUCAGUGAUUCGUCCCACAACACGUUCGUCCCAGUGGGACGAAACACUUGAACGAAUCGCAGAACAAAAAGUAAUAUAUUUUUGAAUUCAGUGGUUCGUACCAUUGGGACGAACGUGUUUUGGGACGAAUCACACUGAAAGAGCCAAGGGGUUAAUAUCGAGAGUGAGGCUGUGUUAAAAAUUAUUUUACUGAUUAUUGAAAACUCAUAGGUUUUUAAUCUGUAUAUCAAAAGUUAAUAUUGUAGUUGUUUAUUUUGUAAAUACUCGCUAGAUAGCUUUUUAAAACUAGAAUGUUAAAAUGAUGAUAUUUAGGCCCGC